Molecule: messenger RNA, 336 nt
Organism: Ectocarpus siliculosus
Lineage: Eukaryota; Phaeophyceae; Ectocarpales; Ectocarpaceae
Source: the annotation of a GenBank genome assembly
AGAGCGGCUACCGCUGAGGGGGAGCGGAGCGAGCGGCUAGAGAGAGCGACAGCGGAUAAUGGGGGUGCGGACGGAGUCUUCGGCGCAGAGGCAGGCCUCCGAGACAAAGGCGCCAGAUGCUCCUACAAGGCAUGCCGGCAGCCGCCCGUCGUAGGUGUUUACGGACUCGGGGGGGAGGAGACCGAAUUCUGCAGAGCGCAUUCGGUGCAGGGGAUGCAAGCGUUGGUCCGAGGGUUGCCCACGGCAUGAUCGAGAAACACGCGGAUGGCCCGGCCCGCCCUACAGAGAAGGUUUCUUCCCGGUAUAGCCUUUUAUCCCUCCCCCCCCACAUGCCCC